Messenger RNA from Myiozetetes cayanensis, 3944 nucleotides. RefSeq names its product phosphodiesterase 11A (gene PDE11A). The coding region runs from base 369 to 3077 and encodes 902 amino acids. The record is from RefSeq and is a predicted model, not a curated record. Lineage: Eukaryota; Metazoa; Chordata; Aves; Passeriformes; Tyrannidae. Gene Ontology annotation, biological process: signal transduction. The transcript is spliced from 20 exons. Gene Ontology annotation, molecular function: protein binding; 3',5'-cyclic-nucleotide phosphodiesterase activity.
AGCGCUCCCGGAGCAUCUCCAGAAGAGCGGCGGCAGCGCCUGCCCGACUCAUCAGGGGAGCGGCCCGAAACUGGGGAACCGGGGCCAGAGCCGGAGAAGGGCUUAAAUCCAGGAAGCAGAAAAAAUACCUAGAAAAAUACGAAUAAUAAUACUACUAAUAAAAAGUGGUGGGCAGGAAAAGGAGGUCGCGGGGGGAAAGUAGGUGGCAAGAAGAAGGCGCGGCCCCUCGCAAGGGCCCGGGCAAGGGGCAGGAGAGGCCCCUCGCCGGGGCUGCCAGCAGUGCCCCCGUGCCCCGGGGCGGCCGUCGGGGCGGCAGCAGCACGUGGUGACGGGGAGGCAUGGCCUGAGCCGCCCCCGCCGCCGGCACCAUGGCCACCGCCGGCGAUGCCGGCCUCGACGUGGCGGCCGUGGAAAGUUUCUUAGAGAGACACCCGGAGCUGGUGGAGAAGUGGCUGAAGAGGAAGAACUCGCUCCCUGGAGCGCCUACCCAACCCACUGCUCCCACUGCCGGCCCGUCGGAGGAUCGACGGAGCAGCGACGGCCCCGGCGGCGGCUGGGGUAGCGCGGGCGGCCCCGGCGGCCCCGGCCCCGGCGGCGGGGGACUGCAGCGCCGAGCGUCCCAGAAGGAGCUGCGGAAGAGCUUCGCCCGCUCCAAGGCCAUCCACGUCAACCUCACCUACGACGAGCAUGUGCACGGCCGGGCGCAGGAGCCGCUGAGCAGCGUGCGGCGGCGGGCGCUGCUGCGGAAGGCCAGCUCCUUGCCCCCCACCACCGCCCACAUCCUCAGCGCCCUGCUGGAGUCCCGCGUCAGCCUGCCCCAGUAUCCCCCCACCGCCCUGGACUACAAGCGCUACCUCAAGGAGCACAACGAGCGCCAGUUCUUCCUGGAGCUGGUCAAGGACAUCUCCAAUGACCUGGACCUCACCAGCCUCAGCUACAAGAUCCUCAUCUUCGUCUGCCUGAUGGUGGACGCGGACCGGGGCUCCCUCUUCCUUGUGGAAGGGGCCGCUGCCGGGAAGAAGAGCCUGGUCUCCAAGUUUUUCGACGUGCAUGCUGGCACCCCGUUGCUGCCCUGCGGCUCCACCGAGAACAGCAACGAGGUGCAGGUGCCCUGGGGUAAGGGCAUCAUCGGCUACGUGGCGGAGCACGGAGAGACAGUCAACAUUCCCGACGCCUACCAGGAUCGACGCUUUAAUGAUGAGAUUGACAAACUGACUGGAUACAAGACAAAGUCACUCUUGUGCAUGCCUAUAAGAAACAGUGAUGGAGAGAUUAUUGGUGUUGCCCAAGCAAUAAAUAAGAUUCCAGGAGGUGCCCCUUUUUCUGAUGAUGAUGAAAAAGUGAUGCAGAUGUACCUCCCAUUCUGUGGGAUUGCCAUAUCCAACGCCCAACUAUUUGCAGCUUCAAGGAAGGAAUAUGACAGAAGCAGAGCAUUACUGGAAGUAGUGAAUGACCUCUUUGAGGAACAGACUGACUUAGAGAAAAUUGUCAAGAAAAUUAUGCAUCGGGCCCAGACUCUUCUGAAGUGUGAACGGUGCUCAGUAUUACUUCUGGAAGAUAUCGAAUCACCUGUGGUGAAAUUUACAAAAUCCUUUGAGUUGUUAUCUCCAAAAUGCAGUGCUGAUACUGACACCAGUUUCAAAGACAGUGUGGAGAAAUCAUCUUAUUCUGACUGGCUAGUAAAUAAUAGCAUUGCUGAACUCGUCGCUUCCACAGGUCUCCCAGUGAAUAUCAGUGAUGCCUAUCAGGAUCCUCGCUUUGAUGCUGAAGCUGACCAAAUUUCUGGCUUUCACAUAAGAUCUGUUCUGUGUGUUCCUAUAUGGAACAGCACCCACCAAAUAAUUGGGGUAGCUCAAGUGUUGAACAGGCUUGAUGGGAAGUCCUUUGACGAUGCUGACCAGCGACUAUUUGAAGCUUUUGUUAUUUUUUGUGGCCUGGGUAUCAACAACACAAUUAUGUAUGACCAAGUGAAGAAAUCCUGGGCGAAACAGUCUGUGGCUCUUGACGUGUUGUCUUACCAUGCAACAUGUUCGAAGGCAGAAGUUGAUAAAUUUAAGGCAGCAAACAUCCCUCUGGUGUCAGAGCUUGGCAUUGACAAUAUCCAUUUUGAUGACUUCUCGCUUGAUGUGGAUACCAUGAUUACUGCAGCCCUGCGGAUGUUCAUGGAACUUGGAAUGGUUCAGAAAUUUAAAAUUGACUACGAGACGCUGUGUAGGUGGCUUUUGACGGUUAGGAAGAAUUAUCGGAUGGUUUUGUAUCACAACUGGAGGCAUGCUUUCAAUGUCUGCCAGCUGAUGUUUGCCAUGCUAACCACCGCAGGAUUUCAGGAGAUUCUAAGUGAAAUUGAAAUUUUAGCUUUGAUUGUGGGAUGCUUAUGUCACGACCUUGACCACAGGGGAACCAACAAUGCCUUCCAAGCCAAGAGUGGAUCAGCCUUAGCUCAGCUCUAUGGCACCUCUGCUACCUUGGAGCAUCACCAUUUCAAUCAUGCUGUCAUGAUUCUCCAAAGUGAGGGUCACAACAUCUUUGCUAACUUGUCCUCUAAGGACUACAGUGACCUUAUGCAACUUCUAAAACAAUCGAUAUUGGCAACAGACCUCACUCUGUAUUUUGAGAGAAGGACCGAGUUUUUUGAACUUGUCAGUAGAGGUGGUUAUGACUGGAAUAUAAAAAAACACCGAGAAAUAUUUCGAUCAAUGCUAAUGACAGCCUGUGACCUUGGAGCUGUGACCAAACCGUGGGAGAUUUCAAGACAGGCAACUGAGCUGGUAACCAGUGAGUUCUUUGAACAAGGAGACAGAGAAAGAUCUGAACUCAAACUCACCCCUUCAGCCAUUUUUGAUCGGAACAGGAAACAUGAACUACCCAGAUUGCAGCUCGAGUGGAUUGAUAGCAUCUGCAUGCCACUGUAUGAGUGUCUAGUGAAGCUGAAUGUGAAACUGAAGCCUAUGCUGGACUCCGUGGCAGUAAAUAGAGGUAAAUGGGAGGAGAUGCACCAAAAAAGACUUCCUUCUCAGGCGACAUCCUCAUCCUCCUUUUCCUCUACCUUUACAAUGUCUCUCAAAGACAUAAAUUAAGCCUGCAGAUAUCAGUGUCACUUUACAGCAAGAGCUUUCUGAAAGGUUUUCAUAAGCUUAGACCCAACAUUUUGUAAGAAAUGAUUUUGCAGACAUGCUUACUGAUUGGAUAUUAUUUUGAUGGCAGCAUAGUUUGCUUUUACUGGGAGGCUUAGUGGUACUGAAAGGAAGGCCUGCAGUGAGAUUGCGCUGGAGAUCCGGAGAGACACGGAAGACUUAACAUAAGAAGCAUUCAUUCAGCUCCACUACAUUUCAGCUGCUGCUGUAAAAAUCCGUAAAGCUGACAACAGACUGAAAUAUAAGAACUCACAGCUUAAUAAAAUUAAUAAUACAGAGCAGAACUGGGAUGCAAGAUGGCCAAUUCAUAUGCAAGGAGCUGCAGAAAACAGAAUAGUAUGUAAUUACAUUGUUGUUUUGCAUCUCUUCAGUACAUGUUAUGAAUCAAUUAUGCCUGCUUUUGUGAUGUUCCUUUCCUACUCUCCCUUCUCUUUUAAGCCUGAACAUUCUGAAAAGCCUGCUUUGUAUUCUAAAGAAGUAUUUUUUUACAACAGAGCUUCUUAGUGAUUGAUCAGGGCUUUUAGAAUUGCCUACCUUUGCUACAUUUAAAAAAAACUUUAUUAUCUUUAAAAGCACCAAGCUGUCCCUUCUUCCCUGAGAAAUUCAUAUUAACAGAGCAGCAAAUUUCUCAGCGAGGGGAAGUUUGCACAAGGGUAAAACACUGCAUGGUAAUUUUAGAGUGUUCUUUUUUCUUUUAAAAAAAUGCUCUUUUAACACAUUAAUUUUUUUUUUUAAAUACAGUGUCCCUCAAGGAAAAGAUUAAUGGGCUUUUAUGAAAAUAGAGUACAAAUAAAAAAGGAAAUCUGUUGC